This is a messenger RNA of Penicillium macrosclerotiorum, 1365 nucleotides long. Its product is annotated as pyridoxal phosphate-dependent transferase. Gene Ontology annotation, cellular component: mitochondrion. Bases 1 to 1365 code for a protein of 454 amino acids. Gene Ontology annotation, molecular function: pyridoxal phosphate binding; 5-aminolevulinate synthase activity. Gene Ontology annotation, biological process: heme biosynthetic process. The transcript has a single exon. The record is from RefSeq and is a predicted model, not a curated record. Lineage: Eukaryota; Fungi; Ascomycota; Eurotiomycetes; Eurotiales; Aspergillaceae.
AUGCACGCCCAUGAUCCGCGGUUCAACUAUCAGGACUUUUUCGAGAGCCAGAUCAAGCAGAAAAAGCGCGAUGGCUCAUACCGCAUCUUCAACAAUAUCAAUCGCCUCGCAAGUAGCUUCCCCCAAGCACACACCGGAGAUGCAAACGAAACUAUCACCGUAUGGUGCUCAAACGACUAUCUCGGCGUCGGGAGCCAUCCACAGGUUCUCGCGACCAUGCAUCAAACCAUAGACAGAUACGGCGCUGGAGCGGGAGGGACAAGGAACAUCUCAGGGCACAAUAAACAUGCGGUCGAACUUGAAAAUACGCUCGCCCAGCUGCAUCGCAAAGAGGCUGCGUUGGUCUUUACCUCCUGCUUCGUAGCUAAUGAUGCAACACUCACGAUCUUGGGAUCGAAGCUACCGGGGUGUACCAUCUUCUCUGACAGCGCGAACCAUGCGUCUAUGAUCGAGGGGAUUAGGCAUUCACGAGCGAGCAAAGUGAUAUUCAAGCAUAAUGAUCUUGCUGAUUUGGAAGCCAAGCUGUCGUCUGUCCCUCUCGACGCACCCAAGAUCAUCGCGUUCGAGUCGGUCUAUUCAAUGAGUGGGAGUGUCGGGUCCAUCCGCGAAAUAUGCGCUCUCGCACGCAAGUACAAUGCCAUAACAUUCCUCGAUGAAGUCCACGCCGUUGGCAUGUACGGCCCCACUGGCGCCGGAGUAGCCGAACAUCUAGACUGGGAUGCACAUAUCCACGGUCACCACGAAGGAACAGUCCUUGACCAGGUCGACAUCAUCACGGGAACUCUCGGAAAGGCUUUUGGGUGCUCUGGGGGUUAUAUUGCUGGACGAGCUACGAUGGUCGACGUGAUCCGUUCAUACGCGCCGGGCUUCAUCUUCACGACUUCGUUGCCACCAGCCAUCAUGGCAGGUGCCAAUGAAGCCGUCAAACUACUACAGACAGACUGGCAGCGACGGGACCUACAACACGAGCAUACCCGAGCGGUAAAGGACGGUCUUGUCAAGAAGGGUAUUCCGGUUAUGUCGAACCCGUCCCAUAUUGUUCCUGUCCUGGUUGGCGAUGCGAGGGAUGCGAAGAAAGCAAGCGACAUCCUGCUGUCCAACUUCGGCAUAUAUAUCCAGCCUAUCAAUUACCCCACGGUACCGCUGGGACAGGAGAGACUACGUAUUACCCCAACGCCCAGACAUACGAAGGAAUUGCAAGAGGAGCUCCUGUUUGCGCUGGAUUAUGUCUGGGAGCAGCUGGGGCUGAAAAGGGCGCAAGAAUGGGAAUUGGACGGUCUCGACUGGGCGAAGAUGCAUAAGCCAGGAGACGAUGGCGCCUUAUGGGAGACCAGGGGCCUAGAAUCAUCGACUCCUGAACUGUAG